GAAUUGAAAAUCUAUAAAAAAUAAAGAAAAAACGACUUUUAAGUUUCUUUUUAUACACGUCUUUUCAUCGUUUUAGAUGACUAGCUCAGGAGAUAUUGCACCUGGUAUAAACAUGCCCAAAAAACGUGAUCCCCGUCUGCGCGGAAUUCAAGCUCCGCAAACAAAGCAAUUUUUCGAUUCAGCCGAUUACGAGGUUCGGCGUCAGCAAAACGUAAGCGCUCCACAACUACAGCCUCAAGCGCAAACUAGGCCUACUUCUUAUUCCUAG
Molecule: messenger RNA, 268 nt
Organism: Phytomonas sp. Hart1
Lineage: Eukaryota; Euglenozoa; Kinetoplastea; Trypanosomatida; Trypanosomatidae
Source: the annotation of a GenBank genome assembly